AACACAACUUAAACCAGCGCUAAAAGUUAUUCAACAGCUGUGAAGAUGGGCUUUUCUGAACUGCUGGAGGAGGUGGGAGGCUUUGGCCGGUACCAGUGGAUCCAUGUGACUCUGCUCAGUCUGCCGGGGCUGUUCAUGGCUAGUCAGAACCUCAUCAACAACUUUGUGUCAGGCAUUCCUGAGCACCACUGCAGCCUCCCUGCCAACUUAAGCCUGCAGAACAUCUCACAGGUGUACCCUGAGAACUGGCUGAAGGCCUUUAUCCCUCCAGAUCCUUCUGGAGAGAGGCUUGAGCGGUGCUGGAGGUAUGUUGUCCCUCAGUGGCACCUGCUGACAACCAACACCUCCCUGAACUCCAGUGAGGCAGAGACGGAGGGCUGUGUGGAGGGAUGGACUUUCCAGCGCUCUGAGUUCAUAGCCACGACCGUCUCUGAGUGGGGCCUGGUCUGCUCCUGGAAGCCGCUCAGGCAGAUGAUCCAGACCAUCUACAUGGGAGGGGUCCUCACAGGGGCCAUCGUCUUUGGAGGGCUCUCAGACAAGUUUGGGCGCCGGUCUGUCCUAAUAUGGUCAUACCUGCAGUUGGGUGUGUUGGGCUGUAGUUCCGCCCUGUCUCCUUCUUACACCACCUAUUGCAUCUUCCGCUUCCUCAGUGGCAUGGCCGUGUCUGGAAUUAUCCUCAACGGAGUCUCACUCAAGGUGGAGUGGAUCCCUACAAAGCAGCGCACUUUGGUGGGGACUCUUUCAUCCUUCUUCUUCACCAUCGGUCAGCUGGUGCUGGCGGGGCUGGCCUUCUGGCUCAGGGACUGGAGGAAGCUGCAGGUGGUCGUCUGUUUGCCAGCGUUCCUUUUCUUCGCCUACAGCUGGUGGUACAGUGAGUCAGCACGCUGGCUGAUGCUUAACGGCCGCUCUGAAGAUGCUUUGAAGUCACUGCAGCGCGUAGCAAGAACCAACGGCAAAAAGGACAUCGCUGAGAAACUCACAGUCCAGAUGUUAGAGGAUCACAUGAAGAAGGAGCUGGAAUCCCGAAAGUCCACGUACACAGCUGUGGACCUGAUCCGGACCAGAGCCGUCCGGCAGAUCUCAGUCUGCCUGAUGGUGGUCUGGUUCGCCACAUCGUUCGCUUACUACGGCAUCGCCAUGGACCUGCAGAAGUUUGGGGUUAGCAUCUAUCUGAUCCAGGUGAUCUUUGGCUCAGUGGACUUCCCGGCCAAGUUCCUGGCUCUGGGGAUGCUCAGCAUGCUGGGGAGGAGGGUCACUCAGGCGUCUUGUCUGUUCAUGUCUGCAGCGGUCAUCUUCGCCAACAUCUUGGUGCCCAGAGAGAUGCAGACACUGAGGACGACUCUGGCCUGUUUAGGAAAAGCCUUCACGUCGGCCUCCUUCACCACAGUGUACCUGUACACAGGAGAGCUUUACCCCACCGUCAUCAGGCAGACAGGCAUGGGGCUGGUGUCCACCAUGGCCCGGGUGGGGAGUAUGGCUGCUCCGGCGGUGCUCAUCCUGGAUGAGGUUUUUCCGUCCCUGCCCAGUAUGGUCUAUGGAGGAGCUGCAAUCAUUGCUUGUGGAUUUGCCUUAUUUCUCCCUGAGACACUGAACCAGCACCUGCCGGAAACCAUCGCUGACGUCGAGGAGAAGUGGUCUGGACUACGGUCUGGCCGAGACCCCGCCCUAAACCACCCAAAAGAAGGCGUGCCUCUCAAUGACAUCACACAGGUGGUGGGCGUGUCCAAGGAGCUGCUGCCUUUGAAGGAGAUGAAGGAUGUGGAGAAGACGGGCCUUAAUGCACUCUGACUGUAAAGCACUGCCCAAAACUAGCCAUUUUACAGUGUCUAAUACAAAUGUGCUGUAAUACAUUUUAUAACAUGAAGGAUACAUUUUUAUU
This is a messenger RNA of Periophthalmus magnuspinnatus, 1879 nucleotides long. RefSeq names its product organic anion transporter X (gene oatx). NCBI's taxonomy places the organism in Eukaryota, Metazoa, Chordata, Actinopteri, Gobiiformes, Gobiidae. Bases 46 to 1788 code for a protein of 580 amino acids. Gene Ontology annotation, biological process: transmembrane transport. Gene Ontology annotation, molecular function: transmembrane transporter activity. The transcript has 15 exons. The record is from RefSeq and is a predicted model, not a curated record. Gene Ontology annotation, cellular component: membrane.